UUCAAGCCUGCCUCCCCUAUCCCUCUCUCCUACAUCCAAGCGCGUAGCGGCCGACAAUCGCUCCUCUGUUCGGCGUUCCAGACAGCCAGCGCCAGUGCAUAGCAGACGAGUAGAUGAAUAUAAUAAUAGCGAUAAAUAUGUUGGUAUAAAAUGUAACUAGAGGCGGGGGCAUGCUGGGGUGUCCUGCGGGCUUGACUAUGCAAAUAGCCGUAGAGGCUUUAGUGUGAUGCUGCGACGUGACCACCGGCGGAUCUUGUUUGGCGCGUGCUCGCCCGAGGGCGAUUCCUCAAGGUAGCUGGCGAUCUGCUGGCUGACAUCCAUGGCAGUGCUUUUCCGCGGCUCUGCUUGGCGGCUGCUCAUCAUGGGCCGUGGCAGAGGCAGCAGCAGUGGUGCUGGCGGUGGUGUGCUGCGGAUCGACCGCGCACGGAGCUCGACUGUAUGGCAAAAGAAGCAAUCACAAGAUGUGUGGCAUGCGCACUGGCACGCGUGCUCCUGGCUCAGGCAGCAUUCGCUGUCUUCCCAUCCGCGGCAUUUCUGGCAACCCAUGGCGUGUGGUAAUAGUAAAGUACAGGUGGGUGAUAGCAAGGAAAGAUUUGUUUGUUUUGCUUGUGAGGAAUUGGUGAAUGGCCAAAAGAGAAUGUACGAAGGCACGCGGGGAGAGCUGAAAGCGUGGAGGGGAGGGGGUGCGCUGCGGUUUAUAUAUAUCCUCAAAGGGCCUGUCAGGUACCCGUAUAAGCUGCGCUGGGGCGACCAAACGGCGGUUUGUUGUGAUGUUUUCCUUUUUGCAUCGAGCACAGCUCUGAUUGUGUACCAGAAUAGCUUUUUGGAUGCUGUUUGCUACAUACUCGCUCUGGAGAUGCGCUCGGGACAAACACAGCAAGGCUUUAGCCUCAUUUGGUGAAUUGGCUACAAUUAUCCUCCCUAGCAGCACCUAUUGUUACCCUCACCCACCACCCCCGGCGCGCUGAGAAUCCCCUCUAUUAUUCUAUGUUUACCACAUCCCUCCU
Molecule: messenger RNA, 1007 nt
Organism: Linderina pennispora
Lineage: Eukaryota; Fungi; Kickxellomycota; Kickxellomycetes; Kickxellales; Kickxellaceae
Exons: 1
Coding region: 320-901 (193 amino acids)
Source: RefSeq, a predicted model, not a curated record